AUGCACAGCGUAGCUGGAGCUACGGGGAGUAGCAAAGUUGUGGCCACAUUGCGCGCCGAUGGCAGUGUGGCAAUGGAGGCUCAAUCCUUGAACCAGCAGCUAUCCAAUUUGUUGAAUUAUGAAAUUCGGACCGAGGGUGAGCUUCUGUUAAAGAAGGGUAGCACGCACGGGCCAACAACUGUCGUUGACUUGGGGAAGCAGCUCUUGCAAUGUGCGCGAGACAGUGACGUUCCCGGUGUGAAAGCUGCCCUUGCACAUGGCGCCCCGUUUGUGUCGGACUGGCUGGGCAUGUCAGCACUUCACUUUGCUGCGAUGAACAAUCAACUGGAAAUCUGUGAAAUUCUCUUGCAAGGCGGGAUCAACAUGGAGGCGAAGACAAAAGUAGACCGAACUCCACUGCAUCUAGCCUGCUAUUUUGGACACGAGCGGAUUGUAAACCUGUUGCUAACCCUACGGUGUGCUGUAAACGCACGGGAUAUGCUUCGCAUGACACCCCUGCACUGGGCUGUGGAGAAGAAGCACAAAAGUAUUGUUCGCAUGCUAUUAAAGAGUCAUGCAGAUGUAACGCUAGUCUCCAAGUUUGGGAAGACCCCCAUCGCCCUGGCCGUAUUAACAGAGCAGGCAGAUAUCUUAGCGGAGCUCGAAGCGGCGCGCCAAUCCCAAGCCAGCCGUAAAUUUAACGAAGAGACGGAGCAAAGAGCACGCAAUAUUAAAAAAGAAACCAGUGAAGCAGUUAAUUCUAUUAUGGAUGAGUCUAAGUCAAUACGAAGCCUUGACGACGCCGACAUGUCGGUUGAGGAUAAGAUGGAUGUUCUAGAGACGUUGCGCGGCCAUACAAAUAUGCUGGGAAACUCUGCCUUAAAUAUGCUCAAGACGCAUGGCAUUGCAGACAUGAUGCAGGACAAUCAAAUAGACGACGAAGCUUCGAAAAAGAUGUUAAACACCGCACUUCGAAAUGGUCGACAACUGGUGCUCUCUGAGGGCGGGCGUAUGUUGUUACAUGAAACAAACCGCGGCUCCAAUGUCAAACAUAGUACAAAUGGAUCUAUAAACAAUAGUUUAAGAAACAGCGCAGUCAGUGUGCAGCAUCCCAGUAUAAAUCAAACAACUCUCAAUUCUUCCCCACAAAAAAUUCGUAUGAAUGUUAUCAAACAGAAGGAGUCAUCAUCGUCAGCAAGUUCAUCAGGUGGUGUUACGAAAAACAAGAAUAUAAGAAUAAUAUCGCUGACUGACUUCAAAAAACUUUGCGAUCAACCAAAAUCCCUUCAGAAAAUACCUGCAACCUUAGCAAGCUCUGGAGUCGUACGCCAACUUGCUGAUGGUACCAAAUUGGUUAAUAUGCGACAGAUACAAACUCGUCAGUUGAAAUUACCCUCAGUGCCCAGAUCCGUUGAUAGUAGUGCUAUUGAUGAUCAGCAGCAAGUACAGAACGAAGUCAUAGUCCCAUCGGCAACACACAAUCCCGCAACAACGAGCACGAUGCGGGGGCAAGUGGGCACUGUGCAGACUAUUCAACUGCGCCCUUCUCCAGCAGCCGGAACUGCUGUCGGCGCUACUAACAAUGGCAUUGUUAAUAAAUCUUCACCAAAUACAACGAUGCGCACAAAUCUGCGCACUGGAAAUGAGUUCAAUACUACGAAAGGCCCCAACGUUAUGCAGUUGCCAACAUCCACAGAAAUCUGUCGACAGGUGCACGAGCUGCGACGGCACAAUGAGGAGCUAAGGCGUCGUGUUGAUGUAAUGCAGAAGGAAAAAGAGGAUAUGCUGCUGCGUAUUGAACGAUUGGAACAAUUGGUUCUGAUUCGAGAGUCGGACACAGAAAUGAAAUAUGUGGAUAUUUAGCGAAGGUGUAGUUUAUUUACUUUGUAAAUAUCGAUAACAUUACGCUAGGAAUCAUACUUAAGUAAGUUUUAAUGUAAGGAAUAUUUUUUCAAUUUUUAGUUUGA
Messenger RNA from Drosophila arizonae, 1946 nucleotides. RefSeq names its product Ada2a-containing complex component 3 (gene Atac3). Gene Ontology annotation, biological process: positive regulation of transcription by RNA polymerase II. Lineage: Eukaryota; Metazoa; Arthropoda; Insecta; Diptera; Drosophilidae. Gene Ontology annotation, cellular component: nucleus. The record is from RefSeq and is a predicted model, not a curated record. Gene Ontology annotation, molecular function: protein binding; transcription cis-regulatory region binding.